AUGGCUUCCAAUCUUCUCAGGGUUCAUACAAAAACCAUUAAAACUGCAAAGCAACCAAACCAAUUUCUACUCACUAAAACUCUCUCUUUCCCUUCUCUUCCAUUUCCCACACACCACCACCACCAACAUAUCUCCUUGCCUCCAAUUUUCCUCCACAAAUCCAAAACUACUCCUUUAUCCCCACUCUGCUCCUUAUCUUCUCCCACCCCUCCAAGCUCAAAAGAAGCAGCCAUUCAACAAGCCAAAACCUGUCUCUCAACCACAUUGGAAAAGCCCCUCAACAACCUCAGACUCACCAACAAGCUCAAGAAGCUCAAGCAGCCCAGAUUUCGUAUCGAAAUCCCGGUCAUCGAUGACUCUCCUGAAUCCCUAUCCCAGCUCGCUUUCCAGGUAUUUCGAGACCUACCCAUUAAAAGAAAAGGGUCCAAAGUUAACAUCUUGAUCAUAUGGCCUAACCUUGCAUACACAGAAGCUGCAUUGAAAGCCUUCGAGUCUAACCCUUCAAGCCCAGUUGAAAAUUUAGACAUAUAUUCGAUCACCAACGGUAAUACCAGAAUUUCGAGCUCUGCUGACGUGGCAGUGUUUGUGGCGCCAGAGGGAAUCCAACUGGCUGAUAUGAAAAGUGUUGCUGAUUUAUUGUACCCAAGGCCAGUGGUUAUUUUCAACCCCAAGUGGGUGUUUGAGGAUGAAGCUGAGUUUGGUGAGCUGAGUGGCUUUGUGGGUUCAUUUGAGGUCAUUUUUUCAUUUAUGGGUUUGGAGGUUCAGGGGCUUUUGAGCAAAAGAAAUGGAGUGAUUUUCAAGUGUGUGAGAGAUGGCGUUGUGAGCGGUGAGAAGUGGGCUGUUCUUGUUGAAGAGGAAGGGCAAUUGAAAGCGGUUUCAACGUUUAAAUCGCGGCCAUCAAUCAGUGAAGUUGAGAAUGUUUUGUAUAAUUUGAUGGCAAUUAAUUCGCCCGUUACGAAGUCCGUGAAGUUCUUCAGGGAUUUGGUGUCUAAUGUAACCGGAAAGAAGUAA
Messenger RNA from Prunus armeniaca (apricot), 1011 nucleotides. NCBI's taxonomy places the organism in Eukaryota, Viridiplantae, Streptophyta, Magnoliopsida, Rosales, Rosaceae. The record is from the annotation of a GenBank genome assembly.